AUGGCUAGCGUAAACAAGCCCACCGACGUGAAGCAGAAGGAGGCCGAUGUCAACCGCAAGCUUCAGAUCUACGGCAUCGUCAACGCAUUCCAGCAGGGCAAGGUGCCCUCGAACGAGCAGAUUGAUGUAGCCCUGAACAGCUUCCUCGCUUCCAAGGCUAUCGCAUCGCCCUCGAACAAGCUCUCCACCGAGGGCCAGGCGCUCGUGGCAGACUUCCGCGACGUGGUGAACCAGGCGAAGAACCUUCUUCUGUCCAAGAACGAGGGUAAUCUGCUCCAGGAUUUCAUCUGGCAGACGACUCAAUUCGACCCCACCACUGUCCCAACCCCCAAUGUACCUGUGGACAAGGAUACCGCCAAACAGCAUGGCGACAAGGCUUUGGAGGGUCUGCGAACCCUCGGCACACUGCUGAUCACCAACGGCCAAUUCCGAAAGCUUCUCAACGAUGCUGUGAUCUUGUUCCGUGAUAUGGCUGGCGAUGCCGCCGCCAAUGCAGCCUCCAAGGUGAAGCCCUCGGAGGAUGCUCUGGCCCAGAUCGACCGGCCUGCCGAUGACAACACCUGGCACGACGCCCCUAAUUUGUCCAAGGAGAGCGUGAAGGCCCAGCUUCAAAGUGCGAUCCCAUACAAGGGCGACGCAAAGAAGGAUGCCCAGGCUGCCGCCAAUGCCGGUAUUAACGCCGCUCAGCCCAGCGAGACCGGUGCGGAUCCCCAGUCGGGUGUCAAUGCCGCACGCGGAACUGCAACCGAGCAGAUCAAGCAGAACGUCCCCGAAGAGACGCAGCAGCAAGCAAAGGAGAACAAGGCAGCUGUCAAGGAGACUGCUGCCCAGUACCGCGAGCGUACAAAGCAGUAUCUUCAGAACAAGGUUCCCCAGGAGCGUCGCGAACAGCUCGUCUGGCGCCUCAAGAAAAUGGUCCUCGAGUGCCAGCAGCACCCGGAUUACCAGCAAGCUAUCACUACACUACUCGAUCUUGCUGAGCAGUACGGAAGUCAUGGCAAGCGCCUCACCGCCGGUGGUACUGGUACCGUCCAGGAGGCGAGAUCUGGCUUGGCUCAGGCUGAGGCCGAUCUCAAGGUCCUGAUUGAGCGUUUCGCCAACGGCACAUCCAGCGACGACCUCUGGGCCUCGAUUGGCGCAGUUUACGACGAUGCUGACAGAGAUCCGGAGCUGAAGAACUGGUUCAAAUCGUUGGACACCUACGUUCGCAGGUGUCUGCAGCAGCAGGGCUAUAUCCUGGACGAAGCUUCGAACGAGGAGUGGAACCACUUGUAUGACCGUGGUAACUACCUCCUGCGUCAGAAGUACCGCGGCCACACCGACCGCAUCGUGAACGAGAUCAAGUUCCUGGGCCACCAAUUCGAUGAGGAUCCCAUGAACAAGCGCUUUGCCACUUCGGUUCAGAAGCUUUUCAACGACCUUGGCAACGAUUCUAACGGCAAGCCUACCUUCAAGCCUCAUCUGAUCAAAGACCUUACCGACAUCAUCCUGCCGGCAGCAUUCGAGAAUGUCGCAUACAUCCCCAUUCCCCGCAUUGAAUACUCAGACUCCCAGAUAGAUGCUGUCGUGGAGAAUCUCGUACUGGAGAGCGACAACUUCAUGCCCAACGUCUUGGAGGUCGCCAGCGACAAUUUCUUCCGCUGGGGCCGCAAGAAGAUUGCCAACAAGAACAAGAACACCAUCGACAUCAAGGUUGCCGGCGUUCAGAUGGAUUUGCGAGACGUUAGCUACUACGUCAAGCGCAAGCAGGGCUUCCCCUCGAUUACUGAUACAGGCGUUGCCAACGUCUUCCUCGGAGGCGAUGGUUUCAGCUUCCGCAUGAAGCUAGUCACUGCUGAUGAGUCUGACAAGCAACAUUUCUUCAAGAUUGAUAAGGUUGAUGUUGACGUCAAGAACCUGAAGAUCAAGCUUGUCAAGUCUAACCACAAGCUUCUAUUUGGUCUUGCCAAGCCUGUAAUGCUCAAGGUGCUUCGCCCAGUCAUUCAAAAGACAGCAGAGAAACAAUUGAAGGAGCAGUUCAACCAGUUCGACCAGCUCAUGUAUCAGGUUAAGCUCGAGGCUGAUCGCGCACUUGAGGAGGCUCGCGAGCACCCUGAGAAUGCUUCGAACAUCUAUCAACGCUAUGCCAACGCCCUGCAGAAGCAGGUCCUCCAGGGCAAGCAGAAGGCCGAGGACUUUGCAGCUGAUAAGAAGGUCAACGUCGCUGUCACUCAGGAGGACAGCAUUUUCCCCAACAUCAAGCUUCCUGGCGGUAUCAGUUCAAAGGCUACCGAAUACAAGGAGUUGGCCCGCAAGGGCGAGAAGUGGGAGAGCCCGGUCUUCUCCAUUGGAGGAGCCUCCAAGAGCUCUGAUAUUCCCAAGGCCCCCGCUGUUACCCGCAAACCCCACGAUACUACCAGUACCAAUGGCCACGUCGGUGGGUUCGCUAACGGCAACGGCCAGUUGAACGGGAACACGAAGCCCCUCAACGGCAACGCGCUCAACGGCGCUACUUAUGCUCCCGGCGCCGCAGCCAACACUGUGACAAUCUAG
Molecule: messenger RNA, 2532 nt
Organism: Neoarthrinium moseri
Lineage: Eukaryota; Fungi; Ascomycota; Sordariomycetes; Amphisphaeriales; Apiosporaceae
Exons: 3
Coding region: 1-2532 (843 amino acids)
Source: RefSeq, a predicted model, not a curated record